Messenger RNA from Papaver somniferum (opium poppy), 2171 nucleotides. Its product is annotated as protein AE7-like. The transcript has 9 exons. NCBI's taxonomy places the organism in Eukaryota, Viridiplantae, Streptophyta, Magnoliopsida, Ranunculales, Papaveraceae. The coding region runs from base 1465 to 1950 and encodes 161 amino acids. The record is from RefSeq and is a predicted model, not a curated record. Gene Ontology annotation, biological process: iron-sulfur cluster assembly.
AAAAAACAAAGAAAGGAAUCAACAGAUAUCUUCAACACCUCCAUGAAAAUUAAGACAAGAAGAAUAUCUCAAUUUCAUUCAAAUAUCUCAAAAUGGGUUCGUCUCUAUCCGAUUCAACAGCUAUUUACCUAAGAUUUUCUCCAAAACCCAAUCUCAUUUUCCAAAAAUUGCAUCAUCUAAAUGUGAAUUUUUACCAAUCAGAAGAUCCUCGUCUAUAAAAUCUUUGUUGUCUGAGCUUCCUAAUGAGAAAAGUUACUCUAAAAUCGGUCUUCACUGGACCAAUUCCUUGAGAAACAACUCUUACUAGUAGUUGAGCUUGCUGCAAAGACUGGUGCUGAGCACAGACAAAAUGAGUGAGACUGCUAUUUUGGGAGUUGUAAAUGAGAACUUCAAUGAUCACCUUAUUUUCAUGGAAGAAGGUGGACUAAUAGGAGAUUCAUCUUCUGAUUAUCGAUGGUCCAUUGACCCUUUAGGUGGUGAGGCCUUCUGCAAUGGACAGAAAAUUCAUGUUAGCCAAACUGAUCAGGUGGUGAGAUCUCCUCUAGCGACUAGAUUUGGGUAUGAACAUGAUGAUGCGUGGGCGGCAAACAGAAAUUUAUUUAAUGAUUUUACUGAUAUUAGCAGGCAGAGCAGAGUGACGUUUCCUCCUUCUCCUUCCCCAUCCAUCUGAACCACCCACCACCACUGCCACCACCUUCUUCUUGUUCUUCUCUGACAAGCAGCAAAGAAGCAAAACCAACCAUCAGCUCCAGUAUUGUCCCAGAGAAGAAGACAUCAAACACUCUCAUAUUUAUUAUUAGGGUUGUAUUGGUUAGGCGUUCUAAACCUAUCAAAUUUCUAUCAAAAUCUGACUAAAACGGUAUGUUCGAUCAUCUUAAUCUUCCUAUUAUAUGGUGUCGGUUCUGGUAAGUUUGUGCAGCCCUAAUUAUAACCAAUAAAAGAUAGCUUACUAUGGAAAUUGAAAGUGUUUAAUUUUUUCUAGGGUUUCAUCAAUUCGAGGUUUAGAUAUUGCAGAAACCAUUUAUACAAUUUCUGAAAUGUGUGUACCAGAAAGUUCGACAUGUAUGAUAUAGAUAAAUAUGCUGUAUUUGGUUUUUGGGUACGAUGAUACAGAUUCGAAACCCUAUUUGAUAAAUCUAUAGAACACAACUGUACCUUGCAUUCUGUCAUUUUCCCAUUUAUCUUUGGCUCAACUUCUACCACUAUCGUAAAUUUGAUACUUUUGUGUCCUUAUAUCAAAGUUUUGCUAUAACACCUGAGUUUCUAACAAGUUUUGGAAAUUUAGACUUUUGGAUGAAUUUUCUUCUAUGAAAUCUUUUACAUGUUGGACGCGGUCUAUUUAUAUUUAUACAUUUUGCAUUGAUAAUUGCUGCCAAUGUCAUCAAUAUAAAAUUCGGUUAACAGAUUUUUGUUUUUCAGGUACAUAGGCAGUGGACCCUUUGAGUUCCACAUUCCACUUCAGAAAUGGUUCAGGAGUUAUCUAACAUGAACCCUGUUGUUUAUGAAAGAAAAGAAUGCCGUGUACGUUCAUGGGUAGUGCCUGCUGAUUUUGACGAAUAUACUGUUGACCCUAUUGAUCAACAAGAAGUUUUUGAUCAUAUCAGAGAUAUAAAAGAUCCAGAACAUCCUAAUUAUACCUUGGAACAACUGCAAGUUAUCACGGAGGAUUCUGUUGAAAUAGAUGAUAAGCACAGCCAUGUCAGGGUCACGUUUAUUCCUACAGUAGGAAAUUGCAAAAUGGCUUCAUCUAUUGGACUUUUCUUACAUGUAAAACUUAAGCGCAGUCUACCUUCUCGUUACAAGGUGGAUAUUAGGGUGGCACCAGGAACUCAUGAACUCGAAGCUGCAGUAAACAAACGAAUAAAUGAUAAAGAACGGCUGGCAGCAGGAUUAGAGAACCCUGUCGUGGGACGGACUGUUGAGCGGUGUUUGGCUCCUACGUAUGAAUGAAUCGGAAAGAAAACGUCGAUGAUCUAACCGUUGAAGUUGUCAGAAAGAUUUAUCUUUUCUCCGCACAGGUUCUUUAGUCAGAUAAUUAGACAGUUCUUAAUGCUAGUUUAUUUCAGCAUGGUAGAUAUAUGCAUAUGGAUUUUUUCGUGGAAACAAAACGUGCCACCUUUAUUUUUCUGGAAAUGUUAAUUAAGCAACAAAGCAGAUAAACCAUUCUGAAC